CCCAAGGGACGCUCGCCCGCUCCUUCGCCUUAGCUGUUCCCUUUAAGGACCGACUUCCCUCCAGAGGGAAAUUCCUGAAACCCAACAGUUGACAAACCCACACACCCUCGGGAGGGCUGGGCACCAGAUAAAAAGCCCUCCGAGGUAGCCCAGCCCCUCCUGGGGACGGCUGCCGCUGCCAGGGGACCCAGCAGAGCCCCUGACCUGCCGCCUAGAGCCCCAGCAGAGCCUGGGACCUGCCUCCAGGACCAGUCCCCCACCAGCAGAGCCCAGACCUGCCUCUAGGACCCUCCAGCAGAGUGUGGGGACCUGCUGCCUGGACCCCCAGCCAGAGUGCCCCACCCUGCCCACUCCCGGCCUGCCAUAGUCACCUGUGCCCUGGUCCUAAAAGGUGGUGAGCCCGGGGGACUUGCACCGGAGGGAAACGGGUCUUCUGUUUCUCUGGCUCGUUCUCAGCUCUCCGCAGCACCACCUAUUUCUGUCUUUCCUUCUGGAAAGUGUGCUUUGCCAGUGACUAAUUGCAGGUCGUGCCGAGAUUGCUAUCACCUGUCACCUGCACGCAGGACCCAAGCCCAUCGGGGAAAUGAAGAGAUAAAUCUGCGGCUGCAGCCCGACCUGCCAGGCCACCUGCCUCCCACAGGCAGCAACCAGAAGCUUCCCCACCGAGACCGCCAGGGCCACCUCUGGCCCCGCCAGGGGCCACUGGCAUGUGGCCGUCGAAGUGACCCCCGGGGGCCCCAUGGCCACCCCUGGAAAGGCUGACGCAGGCGUCUGAGGAGCAGCCGCCUCCCUGCAGGCUGAGCGGAGCCCUGGAUGGAGCUUGGCACCCAAGCCCCUCAUGUCUGCCCUGCUGAGGCUGUGUUUUGUGCUGCCCCUGGCAGCCCCCCGCCACAACGCACAGCGCUGGGAGCCCUGCACAGACCUGCGGCCCCUGGACGUCCUGGCGGAGGUGGUCCCUUCUGAUGGCGCCACAAGCGGGAUCAGGAUCGUCCAGGUUCAGGGUGCGCAGGGACUCCAGCUCUCCUCAGCCGCCCCUCACACCAUGAGCUUCCCCGCAUCCAGGAUUUUCUCCCGGUGUGACCUCUUCCCUGAAGAAUUUUCCAUCGUCAUAACUUUGAGAGUUCCCAAUCUUCCAGCCAAGGUCAGUGGCACUUUCUGCUCUUCGUGUUAGAAUAGACUUUUUUUCCCUUGUGAGGUUGCCAG
Sapajus apella (tufted capuchin) is the source of this 1203-nucleotide messenger RNA. Its product is annotated as thrombospondin-type laminin G domain and EAR repeat-containing protein-like. The record is from RefSeq and is a predicted model, not a curated record. Bases 839 to 1171 code for a protein of 110 amino acids. Lineage: Eukaryota; Metazoa; Chordata; Mammalia; Primates; Cebidae. Gene Ontology annotation, biological process: signal transduction. The transcript is spliced from 2 exons.